Cyclocybe aegerita is the source of this 1713-nucleotide messenger RNA. Lineage: Eukaryota; Fungi; Basidiomycota; Agaricomycetes; Agaricales; Hemipholiotaceae. The record is from the annotation of a GenBank genome assembly.
AUGACCUCUUGCAACUUGACCACUACCACCAUCAUCAGCGCGACUGCGAUGUCCAUCACCGUUGCCCAUCUUCUGCACAACUCUAUCGCGCAUGCCGUCGACGAUAUGUUCGUAGACUUCGAGUUCCAACCUCGCAGCGACGUAGACCACGACACUAGUGGUGCCAAAGAUUCGUCAUCUACAUGUUUGUCAUCGAGACCCACCAAAAUCCCUCGUCUGGAGGAGCAGUCGUUUGCUGCUGCAAGUACCAGCGACGUCAAGGGAAAAUCAAAAGAAGGAACUCCGAAUCUGAACACGGAACGUAUCUCGUCAACAUCCGUGUCUAUCCUUCACCUUCACCCUCAACUUCCGCCCGAGAUUCUCGACACCAUCCUCGAUUUCCUUGAGAACCAAGACAUGCGACCCGUUCUCUCUACGAAUUCCUUUCUCGGCUCGAUCGCCCAGCGUCGCGUCUAUGCCAGCGUCUCGCUCGACUCUCCUGUACGCACUGUUGCUUUCCUGCAGACUGUCGUCAAGAACCCCCGUUUGGCCGCGCUGGUGAGAAGCUUGGAACUGGAUGUGAGCAAGCAGGGAGUUGUCAAGAACGGCAAAAAUAGGAGUGGUAGUAAGGGGGGGUGGAACCUGAGAGCGGCAGUGGGAGAGGCGGCAGCGGCGGUUUCUGGUGUGGGUGCGGCAUUGGUUGGUGGAGGCCCGUUACCGAAUCCGAAUGGGAACGUCAACACGCUACCACCAGUGACGAAUGGACUAGCACUGGCAGCGACAGCAGGUCCAGCAAAUCCGCCUGGCCAAGCGGCAACCUCAUCCCAGCUUAGGCGUGACCUGUUCGGCGUAGCACACCUCACGGCAAACUUCUACCGACUGCUCCAGCGCGCACUACACCUUAUGCCUGCGCUUACAGAGCUCUCGCUCGAGCUGCCCAAAUCCCACUCUCCCGUCUGGCUUCUCGAGGGCUGCCCGUUCCGGCUGAAAAAGUUCGCCACCUCGAUGCACUGCCAUCGACCCCUCGCUCGGUUCCUGAGUGGGGAGAUCGUAGAGGGCGUCGAGGAGCUCACACUGCGUGGGUUUCACAACGAGUCGGUCUUUCUCCUGCCUUUCGUCGGCUCGGCUCCACCUUCAAAUGCACUCGUAACGAACGAAGACGAAGAAGAAAACGAGAAAACGUUCCGCCUACCCCGACAUGCCCUCCCCCGUUUGCGCAUGUUCAGCGCCAUCCAUGCGGGCCCACCGAUCGUCCGCACCAUCAUGCGCGGGCGACCUGUUGAGAUUGUCUCAGUGCCAUUGUUUCCUCAAGGCGGGGUAGCGACGCUCGAUGCGCUUGCAAUGGGUAGCGCGAUGCUGAAGCGCCUGAAUGUGAUUAGCUUUGAUCCUGGCGCGCCGAACUUUUUGUUCGAGCAUUUGACUCAGAGGUUUGGAGCGCUGGAGGCACUGCAUGUAGUCAUGCUUAUGGCGGAUUAUUCGAAGGAAUUUUUGGAGGACUGUGCUACGCUCCUUGGCCGGUUCGUGAACCUGAAGUACAUAACAUUCAUGGCUGCCUCCGCCGACGAAACACUUAAUACGCUAGAUGAAGACGACGUUGCGAAGCGCUGGCACAAGGCGUGUCCGACGCUGCAGACUAUCAUCCUUCCGAGAGGCAGGGUGUGGUUCCAGGGCGAGCCAGAACCAGCCAUGCGUACGGGCCAGGAGAUCGUUAGAUUGGGGAGUCCGUUGAGGUAA